AUGAUGUGCACCAUAAGUGAUCCCCUACAAAUCCCACACAAGUACUACCAGAGAGGGGACCUCAUCAUUGGAGCAAUCACUUUUCAGUUUGGGUACAUCUUUGAUGAAAUACCUUUCCAUGAGUGCCCCAAAGCAAAGUUUGUGCCUUUGUCAACUCCAAAGAACUACCAACAUGUUCUGUCCAUGGUAUUUGCUGUGAAGGAAAUCAAUGAGAAUUUCAAGAUCGUACCCAAUGUCAGCUUGGGGUUCCACAUCUAUGAUGCUUAUUUAAAUGCAAAAAUUACUUCUCAGAACACCCUCAAACUCUUAUCAGCCAGGGAAAGAAUGGUCCCAAACUUCAAAUGUGAUGAGCAAAUGAAUCUGAUAGCUGUUAUUGGGGGUCUUGACUCUGACAUUUCCCUUCAAAUGGCUACUAUUUUGGGUAUUUACAAGAUUCCACAGAUUGCCUACUCUGCAUUAGCUUCGGUGACGGAUGUUAAAAGUGAACUCCCUUUCUUCUACCGCAUGGUCCCCAAUGAAGCACAUCUGUAUAAAGGAAUUGUCCAGUUACUUCUGCAUUUCCAGUGGACAUGGGUUGGAAUCAUAGCAGCAGAUGAUGAGAAUGGAGAAAGGUUUUUGCACACGCUCAUGUCAAUCUUUUCCAAGAACAAAAUUUGUACAGCCCUAAGAAAGAAAACACCAGUCAUAUCUCAAACGGAAGAGACUGUGAGUUCAACAGAAACUAUCCUGGCCAAGGCCAUUUCAAUAGCCAACUCCAAAGUAAAUGUUUUGGUUGUAAAUGCAGAACCUCAUGCUAUUGCAUGGUUGACAUGGAUGAUAUAUUUUUAUUCAUUAUUAGAAGACAUUUCAGUAGAUUCGAUCAGUAAAGUGUGGAUUAUGACGACCCAGUGGGCUUUCUCUAAGCAGACUAUGCACAGAGCUAUUGAGAUACAAGUCUUCCAUGGUAGCUUGUCUUUUUCAAUUCACUCCAAUGAAGUGGCAGGGUUUACAAAAUUCCUGCGGGACUUCCAUCCUCAUUUGCAAAAAGGAGAUGAUUUUGUCAGGAUCUUCUGGGAAAAUGCAUUUGACUGCAUAUUUCUUGAGUCAAAUGAUGGCAAGAAAAAUCAUGCCUGCAGUGGUCAAGAGAAGCUGGAGAACCUCCCUGGAACGUUUUUUGAAAUGAGAAUGACAGGCCGAAGCUACAGCAUCUACAAUGCAAUCCAUGCCAUAUCACAAGCUUUACAUAAGAUAUAUACAUUCAGGCCAAAAUUCAAGGUAAUUGAAGACAAAGGAAGACUUGCUUCUGCAUAUCUACAACCUUGGCAGAUUCACCAUUUUCUAAGGACCAUGACAUUUAACAACACUGCCGGGGACACAUCAUCUUUUGAUGAGAAUGGUGAAUUAGGAGCUGGAUUUGAUAUUAUCAACUGGGUUACUUUCCCAAACCAGUCUUUCCUUAGAGUGAAAGUAGGAGGGAUGGAUCCACAGAGUUUACCAGGUCAAGAGUUCACCAUUAAUGAGAAGGCUAUUAUGUGGCACAGCACUUUCAAUCAGGUGCUGCCCCUCGCAGUGUGUAAUGCAAAAUGCCAUCCAGGUUACAGCAGAAAAAAGAAGGAAGGGAAGCCAUUUUGUUGCUAUGAUUGUGCUCCCUGUCCGGAUGGGAAGAUUUCAGACAAGAAAGACAUGGAUGACUGUCUCAAAUGCCCAGAAAAUCAAUUUCCACACAAGAACCGAGAUCGAUGCCUUCCCAAGAUCCAAAACUUCCUCUCUUUUAAUGCACCUUUGGGGAUAACUUUGGCUUUCUUGGCUGUGUCUUUUUCUCUGAUCACAGUUUUGGUACUUGGAAUUUUCAUCAAGAACCAAAACACGCCUAUCGUCAAAGCCAACAAUCGGGACCUUACCUUCUCUCUGCUCAUCUCCCUGCUGCUCUGCUUCCUUUGCUCAUUGCUAUUCAUUGGCCAGCCUCAAACAGUGUCCUGCCAUUUACAACAAACUGCUUUUGGCAUCAUCUUCACAGUGGCUGUUUCUUGUGUAUUGGCCAAAACCAUCACUGUGGUUCUGGCUUUUAUGGCCACCAAGCCAGGGUCCACAAUGAGGAAAUGGGUUGGGAAAAGAUUGGCAAACUCUAUUCUUCUUGGUUGCUCCCUGAUUCAAGCCAUUAUUUGUACUGUGUGGCUGAGCACUGCUCCUCCAUUCACAGAUUCUGACAUGCACUCUCUAGCUGAAGAGAUUAUACUGGGAUGUAAUGAAGGGUCAGCCACUAUGUUUUAUUGUGUCCUGGGAUACCUGGGGUUUCUAGCAAUUGUCAGCUUGAGUGUGGCUUUCCUAGCCAGGAAAUUGCCAGACAGUUUCAAUGAAGCUAAGUUCAUCACUUUCAGCAUGUUGGUGUUUUGCAGUGUUUGGCUGUCCUUUGUUCCCUCUUACCUGAGCACCAAAGGGAAAUACAUGGUGGCUGUGGAGAUUUUUUCCAUCUUGGCCUCUAGUGCUGGACUACUGAGUUGUAUCUUUUUCCCUAAAUGUUACAUAAUCAUUCUGAGACCUGGCUUGAACAGCAAAGACCAAUUAUUUGCAAGAAAUUUAAAAGUGUGA
Hemicordylus capensis (graceful crag lizard) is the source of this 2568-nucleotide messenger RNA. RefSeq names its product vomeronasal type-2 receptor 26-like. Bases 1 to 2568 code for a protein of 855 amino acids. NCBI's taxonomy places the organism in Eukaryota, Metazoa, Chordata, Lepidosauria, Squamata, Cordylidae. The transcript is spliced from 6 exons. Gene Ontology annotation, biological process: G protein-coupled receptor signaling pathway. Gene Ontology annotation, cellular component: membrane. The record is from RefSeq and is a predicted model, not a curated record. Gene Ontology annotation, molecular function: G protein-coupled receptor activity.